ACUCACCCCACUCUCAGCAAUCACACUUAAAAAUCUCUCGCAGUUUAUCUGUUCGAUAUAUUGCUCCAAUGGCAAACCGCGCUGCAAUUCUUGCUAUUUUCGCCGCAUUUGCGUUGGCAGGCCUCGUAAAUUCGUCGAAAUUCGACCCACUCUUCCAGCCUAGCUGGGCGUUCGAUCAUUUCACCAGCGAAGGAGAAGUUGUUCACAUGAAGCUCGAUAAUCACUCCGGAGCUGGAUUCUCUUCAAAGAGCAAGUACUUGUUUGGAAAAGUCACUGUUCAGAUCAAGCUUGUUGCCGGUGAUUCCGCUGGAACUGUUACUGCCUUCUAUAUGUCAUCUGAAGGGCCUUACCACAAUGAGUUUGAUUUUGAGUUCUUGGGGAACAAAACUGGGGAGCCUUACCUUGUCCAAACAAAUGUGUAUGUUAAUGGGGUUGGAAACAGAGAGCAAAGGUUGAACCUUUGGUUCGACCCCACCAAGGAUUUCCACUCUUACUCCAUUUUCUGGAACCAGCGCCUAGUUGUAUUCUUGGUGGAUGAGACACCAGUGCGUGUGCACUCAAAUUUAGAGCACAAAGGAAUCCCAUUUCCCAAGGAUCAAGCAAUGGGAGUCUAUAGCUCAAUUUGGAAUGCUGAUGAUUGGGCCACACAGGGCGGUUUGGUGAAGACGGACUGGUCCCACGCGCCCUUCGUCGCGUCCUACACGGGCUUCGAGAUCAACGCGUGCGCGUGCCCGGGCGAGGUGGCGGCCGCCGACAUCCAGAAGAGGUGCAGCAGCAGCGCCGAGAGGCGGUACUGGUGGGAUGAGCCCACCGUGUCGGAGCUCAACGUACACCAGAGCCACCAGUUGGUGUGGGUGAGGGCGAAUCAUAUGGUGUAUGAUUACUGCUCUGACACGGCGAGGUUUCCCGCCACACCAGCCGAGUGCGAGCACCACCGACACUAGUGUGUGUGUAUUUUGGAAGUGUGAAAUAGGGUUGGGAAUGUUUCUCUAGUCAUUUGACAUGGGCUCCAUGUUAGUUUUUUGUUCUACAUUGCCUUCCUUUUUUUUGUAAUAUAUUUUCAUUUCAUUAGGUUUAUAAUAAAAUCUUUGUUCCUUGCAA
Salvia splendens (bonfire salvia) is the source of this 1101-nucleotide messenger RNA. Its product is annotated as xyloglucan endotransglucosylase/hydrolase protein 9-like. Gene Ontology annotation, molecular function: hydrolase activity, hydrolyzing O-glycosyl compounds; xyloglucan:xyloglucosyl transferase activity. The record is from RefSeq and is a predicted model, not a curated record. Gene Ontology annotation, cellular component: apoplast; cell wall. Gene Ontology annotation, biological process: cell wall biogenesis; xyloglucan metabolic process. Lineage: Eukaryota; Viridiplantae; Streptophyta; Magnoliopsida; Lamiales; Lamiaceae. Bases 69 to 944 code for a protein of 291 amino acids. The transcript has 4 exons.